This is a messenger RNA of Striga hermonthica, 519 nucleotides long. The record is from the annotation of a GenBank genome assembly. NCBI's taxonomy places the organism in Eukaryota, Viridiplantae, Streptophyta, Magnoliopsida, Lamiales, Orobanchaceae.
AUGUCAAUCUUACCAACACAAUCAAAGUACUACUCCGAAAGUGUACCGUACAAACCCCCCGCCGAGAAAGUAACCCACCUCCGCUUCUACCUCCACGACAUCCUGAGCGGGAAAAAUCCGACCGCCGUCAAAAUUGCCGGAGCAAACACCACCGCCAGAGGCGGCCCAACGCCGUUCGGCGACACGCUGGCCAUCGACGACCCGCUCACGGAGGGCCCGGAGACCAAGUCGAGGGUGGUGGGGAACGCACGUGGGAUUUACGUAUCGUCGAGCCAAGGCGAGAAGCCGACACUUGUACUGUACGUCGACUUAGGGUUCACGUCCGGUAAAUUCAAUGGGAGCUCGUUGAGCGUUUUCUCCCGGAAUCCGAUAACCGAGACAAACCGUGAGUUGGCAGUGGUCGGGGGGAGGGGUCAGUUCCGAUUCGCGAAGGGUUUUGUGCUCGUGAAAACUCACUCGCUCGAUACAAUUAGCGGUGAUGCUGUGCUCGAAUACAACGUUGAGGUCGUGCAUUAUUGA